Molecule: messenger RNA, 5863 nt
Organism: Corythoichthys intestinalis (scribbled pipefish)
Lineage: Eukaryota; Metazoa; Chordata; Actinopteri; Syngnathiformes; Syngnathidae
Product: zinc finger protein OZF-like
Exons: 4
Coding region: 578-2131 (517 amino acids)
Biological process (GO): regulation of transcription by RNA polymerase II; urogenital system development; embryo development
Cellular component (GO): nucleus; nucleoplasm
Molecular function (GO): RNA polymerase II cis-regulatory region sequence-specific DNA binding; DNA-binding transcription repressor activity, RNA polymerase II-specific
Source: RefSeq, a predicted model, not a curated record
UAGCACCAUGCAACUGCUGCAGUCAGUUGUAGUUGUGAUUAUGACUGGACUGUGAGCGUGUUCCAUUGACCUUUCUCUCCCCAUCCGUCCUUCAAUUGUGGGCAGGAGACUUUCUUUCCCAUCAUGCAAUCCUGAUCGGAAAUGCAAAGGAUAACUAGUAACUACUACCAUGGUGGAACAUUUUUUUCUCCGCGGAUUUUUUUCUUUGGCGCGUCUUGUUUUUCCUCAAUUUCACUCACUUCACUAAACCGAAGCCUCGACGACGUGUCCAGCAUGAGCUACCUUAGGAACUCGAACAUCAGUCAAUCUUCAAGUCUCGGCCCUCGUUGAAGUUUUGCGGCCUACUUUAGCCUAGCCUAGUCUAGCCUAGCCUAGCUGGCCAACCACUAACAAAGCUGCAAGGCACGUCGUCAAGCGUUGUCAAAUCAAGUGAGGAAAAUGUCCGCAAAAAUGACAACGGUUGCAGUAGAGCUCCAGGAGGAACUUUGUGGCGUUAAAGAGACCCUACGUCACCAACCCUCGAUUGUGUGCAAAAUAACGCACGCAAAGGUUGUUCUUCACAGACUAGAAGAUCUAUAUGUCAGCCAAGCCCAUCAUCCUGAGCACCAGGUGUCUGCACGCAUCAAAGAGGAGGAAGAGGAAGAGUCACCAUACAUCAAGGAAGACGAGGACUUCGUACCCAUUAAAGGUCUCACUGUCAUUGCCCACGUUAGCAUUGAAGUCCCCAAGCAGAACGAGGGAGUCUCCAGAAGGAGCACUCUCCAGCAUUCCCUCCAAGGACUCCAAAAAGGGUUUCAACAAAUAUCUUGGUCUUGAGUGGCAGGAGUCUCCUGGAGUUAAAGAGGAAGUCGAGCAGCCGCAUAUGAAAGAGGAAGAGCCAGAGCACCCUCAACAGCAAAAGAGAGAAGUACAACUUCCAAUCAAAAAGGAGGUAGAGCUGCCAUUCGUUAAAGAGGAGGACGAUAUCACCAUGUCGACUGGUGAGCCCUUGAAGAGUGAGGAUGGGCCGAGCGAGGCCAGCAGAGGGACGGCGCCUCCAACCAGCAGCAGCAACUCAUCAGAAGGAUUGCAAGCACACAUUUUCAUCGCACCAUCAGAUAGAAAUGGCGCCACGUCACACUCGCCUUACAAAGAUGGUCAUAAGAAAUCUCACCGUGACAACAAACUCUGCAUAUGCUCUCAGUGUGGGAAAACCUUUGCUAAUAGCUAUACUUAUCGUCUGCAUGUGAGGAGCCACACAGGUGAAAAACCUUUUGUCUGCUCAGUUUGUGGUCAAAGAUUCGCUCAGAAGGACUACUUAAAAAGACACACAAGAACCCACACUGGUGAAAAACCUUUUGUCUGCUCAGUUUGUGGUCAAAGAUUCACUCAAAAGCAACACUUGAACACACACACGAGAACCCACACAGGAGAAAAACCUUUUUCCUGCUCAGUUUGUGGUCAAAGAUUUGCUCAGAAGGUCUACUUAAAAAGACACACAAGAAUCCACACUGGUGAAAAACCUUUUGUCUGCUCAGUUUGUGGUCAAAUAUUCACACAAAAGCAACACUUAAACAAACACGCGAGAAUCCACACCGGAGAAAAGCCUUUUUCCUGCUCAGUUUGUGGUCAAAAAUUCGGUCACAAGACCGCCUUAAACACACAUACAAGAACCCACACUGGAGAAAAAUGUUUAUCAUGCUCAGUUUGUGGUAAAAAAUUCACUCAGAAGGGCUACUUAAACACACACACAAGAACUCACACUGGUGAAAAACCUUUUUCCUGCUCAGUUUGUGGUAAAAAAUUCACUCAGAAGUGCAACUUAAACAAACACAAGCGAACCCACACUGGCGAAAAACCUUUUUCCUGCUCAGUUUGUGGUCAAGGUUUCAGUGAAAAGCAAGACGUGCAAAAACACAUUAGAACCCACACCGGAGAAAAACCUUUUUCCUGCUUAGUUUGUGGUCAAAGAUUUGCUCAAAAGCCACACUUGAAAAUGCACACAAGAACCCACACUGGAGAAAAACCUUUUUCCUGCUCAGUUAGCAGGCAAGCGCUCAGUCAAAAGCAACACUUAAAAAUAAAUUUAGAAACCCACACCAGAAAAAAAAAACUUUUUCCCGCUCAGUUUGUGGUCGAGGAUUCACGCUAAAGGAUCGGAUUAAGAGACACGUGUGUGUUUGUGUGAGAAGAAGUGGCAAAUGACAGUUUUGCCUAUCACCCAUGCUGCCACCUGUUGGGGGGAGGUUUUCUGAGACGUGAAAAUUCUCGGCUUGUUGUCUUGUGUGUGUCUGAGAAGAUCUUGGUCAAACAUCAAGUGACAUUUGUCUGAAAAAUAAAUGCGCAAGUGUUCGCUGUUAAAAAACACAGCUCCAACAAUUCUUAAGCAAAUUGAAUACCUAAAAAAUGUCAAGUCAUGAUGAUUGCACGCACAUCAUUAAAAAAAACACGUGAAAUCUGCGGACGUACAGUAUUUGUGGAUCUGAAAAACGUGAAAAUCACUAAUUUAGUAUUUCUGAGAAUCGCGGACAUUUAUGAAUUUGAAACACGUGUGAAUCGCAAAUGCGCUUGUGUGUGAAAGUUUGACCUUUCCUUGUUAUGUUUGUCUCAAAAAUAAGUGCACACAGCUGCUGAUUUACACAUACAGUGGGGCAAAUACGUAUUUAGUCAACCACUAAUUGUGCAAGUUCUCCCACUUGAAAAUAUUAGAGGCCUGUAAUUGUCAACAUGGGUAAACCUCAACCAUGAGAGACAGAAUGUGGGGGAAAAACAAAAAAAAUCAGUUUGAUUUUUAACGAAUUUAUUUUCAAAUCAAGGUGGAAAAUAAGUAUUUGGUCAAUACCAAAAGUUCAUCUCAAUACUUUGUUAUUUACGCUUUGUUGGCAAUAACGGAGGCCAAAUGUUUUCUGUAACUUCACAAGCUUUUCACACACUGUUGCUGGUAUUUUGGCCCAUUCCUCCAUGCAGAUCUCCUCUAGAGCAGUGAUGUUUUGGGGCAGUCGUUGGGCAACACGGACUUGAACAACAACUCCCUCCACUGAUUUUCUAUGGGGUUGAGAUAGGACCUUGAAAUGCUUCUUGCGAAGCCACUCCUUUGUUGCCCUGGCUGUGUGUUUGGGUUCAUUGUCAUGCUUAAAGACCCGGCCACGUCUCAUCUUCAAUGCCCUUGCUGAUGGAAGGAGAUUUUCCCUCAAAAUCUCUCGAUACAUGGCCCCAUUCAUUCUUUCCUUUACACAGAUCAGUCGUCCUGGUCCCUUUGCAGAAAAACUGCCCCAAAGCAUAUGUUUUCACCCCCAUGCUUCACAGUGGGUAUGGUGCAAUUCAGUAUUCUUUUUCCUCCAAACACAAGAACCUGUGUUUCUACAAAAAGUUCUAUUUUGGUUUCAUCUGACCAAACCACAUUCUCCCAGUCCUCUUCUGGAUCAUCCAAAUGCUCUCUAGCAAACCGCAGACGGGCCUGGACGUGUACUGGCUUUAUUUAUUUAUUUAUUUUCCCUUCAGGCAUGACAAAUCCAAACAAACAUACAGCAUUUAUAUGUGUUUGCAAUUAAUUCAACCCGAAAAGAAAAGGGCUGACGGGAGAAGCCGAAGCUUAUUGAAACCCGUCCCCAGCAGAAAACAUCAAAUAUCAAAUUUUUGACAUUCAGACUUCGUAAUGAUCACGUUAUUGUUUCUUUUUUUUUAAUAUAAUAACCAUCCCCUCUGUUCAUUUUCCCAAUAGUCCAUAGUCGAUCGAUGUGCUCAUUAUGUUGAUUAGAUCCAGUAGACUAGUUCAUAAUUUAGUACUUAGUUUAUUCAGUUGAGUUCUGGCAGGACAGUGGCCAAUCGACCAGUCCCAUGUCGUUACAAAUUUGAAGAAUUUGAAGUCAGUUGUCUAUGCAUUUACAGCCAACAGAUAUGACCUUGUGAGUUGUUUGCAUUGGCUUUGAGUUCCCUUUGUUUUUUUUGUUUUUUUUUGUCUUCCAUUGUUUUGGGUACACUCGGUUUUGCUUCCAGCUUUGAGUUGCCAUCCAGACAUUAUUUAACAUUUGUACAAACCAGACAUUAUUUAACAUUUGUACAGUUCUUAUUAUGUCCGAGUUAGCUUGAGUCAGCAACAUAAUUAUUUAAUAAGGUUUGUUUAGACCACCUCUUAAAAACAGCCAAUGACCCUGAGCUGGUCACUGCAGAAUCUAGUUUGUUCCAAAGCUUUACACCAGAGUAAGGAACCGAAAAUGAUUUUAAUGUUGUUCUAGCGUAGUUAAGUUUAAACACAUUUUCUCCCCUCAAAUCGUAUUUCGAUUCCCUAGCCUGGAAACGACUUUGCAAGUUAUACGGAAGGCUAUUAGUUGAGGCUUUGUACGUCAUCUGUCCAGUUUUGAAAUUUAUUAAAUCAUACAGCUUCAAUAACUUGGAUUUGAUGAAUAAUUUAUGUGUAUGUGCUGUGUAUUUUGCCUUAUUAAUAAUCCGUAUUGCUUUUUUUUGGAUGACCAACAGAGGGUCUAAUCGAGAUUUGUAGGUGUUUCCCCAAAUCUCGGAGCAGUAAGUCAAAUACGGCAAAAACAGUGCACUAUAAAUUAUUUGGAGGGCCCUGCUUCAGCAGGGGGACACGUCUGGCGGUGCAGGACUUGAGAACCCUGGCGGCACAUUGUGUUACUGAUAGUAGCCUUUGUUACUGCAGUCCCAGCUCUCUGUAGGUCACUCACUGGGUCCCUCCGUGUGGUUCUGGAAUUUUUGCUCACCGUUCUUGUUAUCAUUUUGACGCCACGGGGUGAGAUCUUGCAUGGAGCCCCAGAUCGAGGGAGAUUAUCAGUGGUCUUGUAUGUCUUCCAUUUUCUAAAAAUUGCUCCCACAGUUGAUUUCUUUACACCAAGCGAAGAGUGAAGAUUCACAGAAAACGUUUGGCCUCCGUUAUUUCCAACAAAGGGUACAUAACAAAGUACUGAGAUGAACUUUUGGUAUUGACCAAAUACUUGAUUUCCACCAUGAUUUGCAAAUACUUUAAAAAUCAAAGUGAUUUUCAGUUUUUUUUCCCCCACAUUCUGUCUCAUGUUUGAGGUUUACCCAUGUUGACAAUUACAGGCCUCUCUGAUCUUUUCAAGUAGGAGAACUUGCACAAUUGGUGGUUGACUAAAUACUUAUUUGCCCCACUGUAUAAUUCAAAUUUUUGCAAACAAUUCAUGAUUAGUGCAUGAACAACAUAAAAAAAACACGUGAAUUUCGAGGAUAUAUUUGUGGAUUACAAAAACACGUGAAAAUCACGGAUGAUUUUGUGGAUUUCGAAAAUAUCUGAAAAUCUUGGAUAUAUUUGUGGAUGUACAGAAGACGUGAAUCGCGGAUGUAUUUGUGAGAAUAUUUUUGAGACGAAUCUUUCCCCAUAUCAACUGUUUUAAAGUACUCUGGUAUUGAAUUAAUGUAGCAAAUUGGCUGCCGGGUUUUAGCCUACUGGCUAUGAAUAAUACAAUGACAAUUGAAUGCGAUUUGAGUGAGAGGCUCUCACUGAAGAGCUUUGUCUAAUAUUGCAUUAAUAUGCUCUGUGGUAUUUGAGCUGUAUCAAUACUGAUGCUAUUUAUUGCUAUUUGUUUAUAUGACCAAAAUUAAUCUGUCUGUAUAAAUCAAUUGCCUCUCUUUGAGAUAUGACCUCUAACAAUUUUGUAUGUGUGCUCAUCAUUUUAAGCUGUUUUACAAGCAUUUUAUUUGUUACUGCAGUGACUGUCCCUGGAAUCUGUAACAAGAUGUUGUAGCGAGUGUUAACAGAAUUCACCGUCGGAAUUUAUGUUGGCACUUUGUGUAGUUCCUGGGGGGAUUUAAUUUGUUAAGGGAACAGCCGGAAAUAGUUAUCUUCCGCGGCUUGCAUGUCAGAGAUAUACUGCUAAUAGUUGUUGCAGCACGCAUGUCAAAUAAA